CGCAGGGAGCGUGCGCACGGCCCGCCCCGGGCGCGGGCGGAGAGAAGAGGGAGGGAGCGCGGCGCGCAGCCCGCAGAAGCCGCGAGCCUCGCAGGACGACGGACCCCGCAGCGGCGCGCCGGACCGGGCGAUCUGAUUUGUGACUGCUGUGAUCAGCACUCUUGCUUAAGACUUCCUGGAUCCAGCUCCAGCACUCCAGGGCACGCUGGAUCGCUUACGCGAAGGAAACGGUCAGUUCGGACUGCUGGGCGGAAGGCGGCACGCACACUCCGGUGUUGCCCCCAAGGAUGCGAGUGUGACCGCCGGCGUCUUCAUGAGCUCCAGAGGUCACAGCACGCUCCCACGGACACUCAUGGCCCCUCGUAUGAUUUCCGAGGGCGACAUAGGAGGCAUCGCCCAGAUCACCUCCUCCCUGUUCCUGGGCAGGGGCAGCGUGGCCUCCAACCGGCACCUCCUCCAGGCACGUGGCAUCACCUGCAUCGUGAACGCCACCAUCGAGAUCCCCAACUUCAACUGGCCCCAGUUCGAGUAUGUUAAAGUGCCUCUGGCCGACAUGCCUCACGCCCCCAUCGGACUGUACUUUGACACAGUGGCCGACAAGAUCCACAGUGUGAGCAGGAAGCAUGGGGCCACGCUGGUGCACUGCGCAGCCGGGGUGAGCCGCUCGGCCACUCUCUGCAUCGCGUACCUGAUGAAGUUCCACAACGUGUGCCUGCUGGAGGCGUACAACUGGGUGAAAGCACGGAGGCCCGUCAUCAGGCCCAACGUGGGCUUCUGGAGACAGCUCAUAGACUACGAGCGCCAGCUCUUUGGGAAGUCAACAGUGAAAAUGGUACAGACACCUUAUGGCAUAGUCCCGGACGUCUACGAGAAAGAGUCCCGACACCUGAUGCCUUACUGGGGGAUGUGAUGCCACUGGCACCCGCAGCAGCCCCCCGGCGCAGUACCAGCAGCUGCUACCCACCGUCCACGUCCCUCGUCACCUUUCUUUUCCAAUGGUUGACUCUGGUUCUCCCUGAAGUGUUUUUUACACUGGGUGUUGAAAUUUAUUUUAAGACCUAGGGACGGGAGGAACAUAAGGGGAAAGUAUACAUUGCUAGUAACAUUUUUAAAUCAACAUUUUGGAAUAGUGUUUAUGAAAAUCUUUAACUGGCUUUUAAUCAUUUUUAACAAUCUGGACAGUUUAAUAAACUGAUUCUGCUCUGUGCUGACUCCCAUGCCUUUGUGAUCACAACAGGUGUGAGGGGAGCUCAGUAGAAAAAUAACAAACACAAACAAA
Molecule: messenger RNA, 1279 nt
Organism: Sorex fumeus (smoky shrew)
Lineage: Eukaryota; Metazoa; Chordata; Mammalia; Eulipotyphla; Soricidae
Gene: DUSP14
Product: dual specificity phosphatase 14
Exons: 3
Coding region: 314-910 (198 amino acids)
Biological process (GO): protein dephosphorylation
Cellular component (GO): cytoplasm
Molecular function (GO): MAP kinase tyrosine/serine/threonine phosphatase activity
Source: RefSeq, a predicted model, not a curated record